AUGAAGCAACUAUCAGAUCCAUUUCUGCCUUGGCCUUCAUAUAACAUUCUACUAGGAAUCCCCAUCAUCGUUGUCGGUCUUCUGCUGCUAGACUUCACAAAGCGCAGAAAAAGGUGGCCCCGCUACCCACCAGCUCCCUGUACUUUUCCAUUUGUGGGGAAUGUGCUGCAGAUUGACUUAUCAGACCUUCGCGUCAACUAUAAACAGGUAAGCUUCAUGGGAAAUCUGUCCAGACGAGCUGUAAAUAUCAAAGCACCGUGUAUAUGUUAUGAAUAUCAUUGCCUGGUAAUUAUCAUGCCAAUCAUUAAUUUCAUACCUAGCUAAUGAUUAAUACACACAAACAUACAUCUAAACACAGAAAUAAUUUGGGGAAACCAAAAAUAGCAUUAUCUAUAGCCAGAACCGAUGAGAACAUUUGGCAAAAAUUAAUUUUUGCUGCCCCCUCAUGAAUGCAACUACUGUAUAUUAUUUUAGAAGUUUAUUCACUAAACUCUGAUUUGCAGUAAAUUUAAAACCGAACUGUAGCCGAAUUGGAGAAUUCUUCUAGAUCAGCUAUUUUGGCCUACAUUUUGCGAUUUGGUUUCCAGUUAGGUCUGAUAACAGUGCUCAUUCCUCUCUCGUAACAAUCUGUGUAUUCUCUCUCAGCAGCUUUUAUCCCGAUCUUUCUCCUGUUUCUUUAUUCCAAAGCUUGCAGUCUCUAUGUUCAUGAUUUUUCUUCCAUUGACGCUCUCCAGCCGUCUUUCUUUUUCUUAUAGGGUUAUUCGCUAAAGUGAGAGCUGUUGGGAGAUCAAAGUGCGAAGCUUUUAAUUGAAAUUAACUUUUAAUUUAUUUUGAAUCCAACAAUUCUCACUUUAAUGAAUAACCUCUGUCAUUUUCUUUUCCCUGUCUAUUAAUUAAACAGUGAGCUGAAAUAACUUGCAACAUUUAGGCUAAAACGGAAGAGUUGUAUAAAGUCACCAUCUCAACUCCUUUUCAUAAUUUCAAAUCACUGUUUAGUGAACAGACUCCUAAGUGUCUAGUUGCCUCUUUAAGAGAGACAGGCCACGACAUUUAGUGGAAAAUGUCUCGGAAACAGCGAAGACAUUUAGGAAACGGACAGCCUUUGGAAGAAUUUAAGGAACAGAGAUGGACCGGUGAGGCUGGGAAGACCUUUAGGGGAAAAAAAAAAGGAUUUGAAGAGACGUUUAGGAGAGACACAGUGAGAUCACACUUAUGGAAAGAAAGAUACUGCCCCUAUGUAACAAGAUACAUUCAGUACAUGUAUCCAUACAUACGCAUUGCCCAAUAUACACAUCCAUCCAUACACACCCACUGCCAAUACACACAUACUGCUCAAUACACCCAUCCAUCCACACAUACUGCUCAAUACACCCAUCCAUCCACACAUACUACUCAAUACAAUACAUCCAUCCAUCCAAACAUACUACUCAAUACAAUACAUCCAUCCAUCCAAACAUACUACUCAAUACAAUACAUCCAUCCAUCCAAACAUACUACUCAAUACAAUACAUCCAUCCAUCCACACAUACUACUCAAUACACCCAUCCAUCCACACAUACUGUUCAAUACAAUACAUCCAUCCACACAUACUACUCAAUACAUCCAUCCAUCCACACAUACUCCUCAAUACACCCAUCCAUCCACACAUACUGUUCAAUACACCCAUCCAUCCACACAUAAUGUUCAAUACAAUACAUCCAUCCAUCCACACAUACUACUCAAUACACCCAUCCAUCCACACAUACUGUUCAAUACAAUACAUCCAUCCACACAUACUGUUCAAUACAAUACAUCCAUCCAUCAACACAUACUACUCAAUACAAUACAUCCAUCCACACAUACUGCUGAAAACAUCCAUCCAUCCAUCCACACAUACUUCUCAAUACACCCAUCCAUCCACACAUACUGCUUAAUACACCCAUCCACACAUACUACUCAAUACAAUACAUCCAUCCAUCCACACAUACUACUCAAUACAAUACAUCCAUCCACACAUACUGCUGAAAACAUCCAUCCAUCCACACAUACUGCUCAAUACAUCCAUCCAUCCACACAUACUGCUCAAUACAUCCAUCCAUCCACACAUACUGCUCAAUACACCCAUCCAUCCACACAUACUGCUCAAUACACCCAUCCAUCCACACAUACUGUUCAAUACAAUACAUCCAUCCACACAUACUGUUCAAUACAAUACAUCCAUCCAUCCAUCCACACAUACUACUCAAUACACCCAUCCAUCCACAUAUACUGUUCAAUACAAUACAUCCAUCCACACAUACUGCUCAAUACACCCAUCCAUCCACACAUACUACUCAAUACAAUACAUACAUACAUACAUCCAUCCAUCCAUCCACACAUACUGCUCAAGACAUCCAUCCGUGGAUGGCUGUCUUGAGCAGUAUGUGUGGAUGGGUGUGUAUAUUGUUACAACGGGGGCAUUAUCUUUCUUUCCAUAAGUGUGAUCUCACUGUGUCUCUCCUAAAAUAUCUACCAGUCUGUCUCUGUUUCCAAAUAUGUAGCCAAGACGUAGCCUACAUGGUUAACAUAAUCAACAAUCAUUACAGAUUAAAACCGAUUGAGAUCAGAUUCCGAUCAGUCAGCAGAGUCACAGCCCCAGUUCUACAGUUUGAACACUGAACACUUUAAAUAAUACAGUAGGUAUGUGUAAUAGGAGUUAUUUAAAGUAUUAGUGACAGACAGAUUGCUUCUCUCAAGAUGAUUGCUUGCUAAUCUCUCCGAAGGGCACUGUAACACCUGCUGGUGCUAUCAGCUAAUGAUGGCACCUCAACAGAGAAGCCAACAGCAUCCUACACUCAUGGGCCUCUGCUGUCCAAAUGGCAGCUCAAUUGAAAUUCCUUCUUAAAGGACAAUAGGCAUGUGCAAAACCUGCUUAAACAGGGCAGAUUUCAAAGCAGCCCCAUUAUUUUACAUGCCUAGAUACUCUCAAGUGAGCUUCUCCAAACAGCUACCAAUGAGAGGGAGGAGCCAUGCAAACACAACCCUAUUACAGAAUUAAAGAGACACUAUUUUCCCCCAUUAUUUUUGGCUUACCAUCCUCCACUCCUAAAAAAUAAUCUUAGUAUUUCUAAACUACUAAAAAUAUAUUUUUCCUCACAUAAAAACUGGUGAAACUCUGUCCCAAGUGCCCCUACGGACAAGCUGCCACCGCACACACACGACCGUGUAUUUUUUCUACACUUUAAAAAACAGCACUGACUAGUCUAAAAUAGUUUGUGGAGAGGAUUUUGUUGGUAGGUGGAGGUAGUUCUUUUAUUUAUGUUUAUUAAAAUUCACCACACCCAGCAUAUAUCCGUAUACUAAACAUUCACUACAUUUAUACAAUUACGGGUAUACUCAUCCUGUAUAAAAAUACAUUAUAACUUAUUAUAAAGUUAGAUUAUAACUUUUAUAUGCAGAAACAUUCUGCAUAUAUUCAUUCAUGGAGGUAGUUCUUUGAUAAGUCAUUUAAAAGGUUAUGUGCACCAUAAAUUAAGACUUCAUCCUAAUAAAUACAUUAAUAAACAUUUGUUUUUAAAAAAACGGUGCAUAGCGUGAGGAUGUCCAGCAUCAUUUAAAACACUUUUAGUGUUCUAAGAAGCCAAAAGUCCCUCUAGUGACUGUCUGAUAGACUGCGACUAGAGGAGGACUUAACCCUGCAAGGUAAUUAUUGCAAUUUAUAAAAACUGCAAUAAUUACACUUGCAGGGUUAAGGGUGAUGGGAGUUGGCACCCAGACCACUCCAAUAGCAAGAAGUGGUCUGGGUGCCUGAAGUGUCCCUUUAAGGAGGGGCACCCAGUGGACCCCACGUAAGAAGUCAAACUUUUUAAAAAUGGUUUAACUACUUAUAAUGAAUGGACAUCAGGGCAAGCCCACCAUAACCAGUGCAGGGAGCUGGAGGGGAUGGAGGAGGAAAUGAGACACAUGAAGGGGCUGGGGGGAAUGAUACACAUGGAUGGACUUGGUAGAGAACAUGAUACAUAUGGGGGAGCAUGGGAAAUGGGACACAUGAUAGUCGAGGGGAAUGAUACACAUGGGAUUCGAAGUGAAUGAGACACAUUGAGAGGCAGGGGGAAUGAGAUACAUGAAUGGAGGGGCUGGGGGAUAAAAUGAGACACGAGGGAGCAAGGAGAAUGUGAAGGGGCUGGGGAGGAAAUGAGACACAUGAAGGGGCUGGGGAGGAAAUGAGACACAUGAAGGGGCUGGGGGGGAAAUGAGACACAUGAAGGGGCUGGGGGGAAUGGGACACAUGAUAGUCAAGGGGAAAUAUAUACACAUGGGAGUCAAAGGGAAUGAGAUACAUGAAUUGAGGGACUCUGGGAGGACAUGAGACACGUUGAAUGGCUGGGGGAACACAACGAGACGUAGAGGCUGGGGGUGAAAGGUACAAGGUGCUGGGGGAAAGAGACACAGAAAGGGUUCUGAAAAAAGAAAGAGACGCAAAGUGGCUGGGUGGUACAAAAAGACACAGAGGGGCUGGGUAAGGGGGAAAAGAGACAGGCUGGGGAAAAGGGACACAAAAGACAGAGGGGCAGUGGGGAGAAAGAGACGGUGUGGAGGGAAGUUACACACAGAAGGGUUGGGGGGAUAAAGAUACAUAGAGGGGAUGGGGAAGGGGAGAAAGAAACACAAAUGAACUGGAGGAGGGGAAAAGCUACAAACUGAGGAAGGGGAGAAAGAGAAAUACAAAGGGGCUGGGAUAGAAAGAGGGACACAAAGGGACUAGGAUAGAAAGAAACACAAAGUGGCUGGAGGGGAGUAAGAGACAUACAGAUGUCAUGUUAAAGACACACAAAGGGAAACAGUUGGUGGACAAGACAAACUAAGGGGGGUGUAAAGCAAAAUGAGGAUAAGAUACAAUAUAUACAUUCAAAAGAGAGGAUAAAAAACACAAAAAUGGGUAAGAAACUCAAGAGAGGGAUUAGGUAACAAGCAGGUAAAUAUGCAUAUUUUUUUGUUUUCAAGGACAUGGGGAAGGGGCCAAAAUGCAUGUUUGAACCAGCCCUAGUAACAGGGAGUUAGGGCAAUAGAAUUAAACAAUAAUGCUAGAGAGACAUGGGAUAAGGUGAAUAGAGAGAACCAUGAAUAGGGGGACCAAAUAAAACCGAACUUGUGGGACAGUGACAAAUGACAAGAGGGACAGGGCAGAGGGGAAAAGGCUAGGGAGAUAGAGGAUUAAAGAAUUAGAGUGACAAAGGUCUAACAAUAACGUGUGUAAGGGGACAGAGUAACAGGGGUUUGGAGCCUUUAACCCCUGUCACUCUGUCAUCCUAACCACAGGUCACUCUGUCCCCCUAAUGCCCUGACAAACUGGUCUAAGUUGAUAUGGGAUUGAAGUGUAUAUUUAAUUGUUUUAAUAUUUACCCCCUUGCUGAUAGUACUGUCAGAUGGCUUAGAAUGCUAUCCAAGAUAUGAUGAGGUUCUCCAGGCAGGUGUGCAGCUCGCCAAGGCAAUUGAGAGCAGAAGAAUAGGUCCUGCCAGUGGCUACCAUGCCCAGGUCUGUGGCGUUGUCCCAAGGACGUUAGGAGCUUAAGGAUAGGAGGAAGGGCAGCAGUAGUCAAGCCCUCUGUCAUUAUUUUCAUAGAGUGGGCAUUUGUCUGCAACACAAUGCUAGAGGUCUUCUGUGAAGUCUGGAGGAGGAGCAUGGCAUGGAAGUCAAGCCCUCUUUGAUGAUAUAUCUUUAGAGUCGCCAUGGACUCAGGAGCUAUGCUGGAGGACCACUGGGGAGUCUAGGGAAAGGGCGGUUGAAGUCACUCCCUCCUGGCAUAAUCGGGAGAGGACAGCUAACUCCACCACCAUUCUGGUGUGAUUGCGGCGAUUUGUGGAGCAGGUAAAGUUGAAGUAGACAUUUGAAAAAUGUAUAUUACAAGUCAGUAGAGUGAGAUUCAGAUUUUUGCACCCCAAUGCUCAGGAGCCCAAGGCGGCAACCUGUUCUGCCUUAUGGAAAAGCAGAUACUGGGUGUGCUAGAUAAAAUGGGAGCAGUUAUAGACUUGUAUUUUAGGCAAAAAUGUGGACAAUAUCUCUUACAGUUUUGCCCAUAGAACUGAAAAAGGGUUCUCUUUUUAACCAGAAAGGGAUCUAAAAGUUGUGUGUAGCUUAAACCAUUAUUUUUGAAAGGGAUACUAUAGGCACCAAAAACACUUUAGCUUAAUAAAGAGGUUUUGGUGUAUAGAUCAUGCCCCUGCAGUCUCAUUGUUACAUUUUCUGCCAUUUGGGAGUUAAAUCACUUUAGUUUCUGUUUUUGUAGCCGUCGAUACACCUCCCCUGGCUGUGACUGACACAGCCUAGAGGAAACAAAUUGUUUAACUGUCAAUUAGAUGUUAACUUGCUUUAGAAGGUUUUAUGUUCACCUCUGUAAAUUGAACUUUAAUAAAAAUGAUGCUCCAGCAGGAGCCUCAUAAUAAUAUAAUACUAUUAACUAGGUACAAGAUAAGAAAUUCUAAAUUAAGCAGAAUGUGCAAUAAAGGAAGUGUAAACAUUAGAUCUCUUUACCCUGUGUUUAGGAAGGCUGUGUAAGUCACAUGCAGGGAGGUGUGACGAUGGAUGUCUAAACAGGGGGGGAGAGAGGUAGGAGGGCUUGACAGAGGGGGAAGCUAUAGUGCCAGAAAAACGAGCAUCAUGUAUUUGGAACUAAAACUAAACUUUUUGUUCAGAGUUCUUUAUGCAUAGCCAAGAAAACAUUAGGUGGUUAUUGUAGAAAUUGUACUGGAAUGCUAUUUCACCCAUAACCUUACACGAGUUGGCAAUUAUUGCAGACAUUUUUGGCAAUAUCCGAAUUUUGACCUCCAUUACAAUGUGACAUAGAUAAUGAUUGAUAUAUAUAUAUAUAUGUGUGUGCAGAGGCGGCUCUAGACUUUAUGAGGUCUUAGGCGAAACUCAAACAUGAGGCCCAACAUAACACCAAAAUGAAAAAAAAUAGAGUUGCAAUACAUGCACACAUAUAUACAUUGAUGCACUGUCUACCUGUGUAUGUGCCUGAGAGUGUGUAUCUGACAGAGAGUAUCCUUGUGUGUGUGUGUGUGUGUGUGUGUGAGUGUGAAUGUAUGUCUCUAUGAGCACGUUUGCAUUUUUGUCUGGGACCGUUUGUGUAUGAGGUAGCUGCUUGAAGUGUGUUGUGUGUGUGGGGGGGUCUGCCUGUGGUAUUUGUGCAUUUUGUUUAUGGCAAAGCUAUGUUUCCUGACUCUGUGUGUAUGAUGAAUGUCUUCAGCUGGUGACUGUGGCAAGAAGAAUAGAGGGGUACCAGUGGCAGGGAGACUGUGACAGGGUAAAUGGGACAGGGCGGGGGGGGAUUAUGAGAGAGAAUGAGGGAGAGGGAGUAUGACAUGGUUUGAUGAGGGAGUGUGACAGGGCAAUUGCGGCAUUGUAGGAGGGACAGGUGUGACAGGAUUAAGGGGGGUUAAUGUGACAGGGUGAGUGUGGCAGAAUUGACAGGAUUAGAGGCAUUAAUGUGACAGGAUAAGUGUCAGGGUUGGGGGAAUAGUGUGACAGAGUGAGAGAAGGUGAGUGUGACAGAAUUAGGGGGGGUUAAUUUGACAGGGUGAAUGUGGCAGCGCUUGGAAUGUGGAUGCAUGAAGAGGCUGACAGUGUGAGAAGGAUGAUUCUGUAUGGGAGGGAGAUGAUACUGUAUGGGAGGGGGGUGAUGUUGUGUGGGACAGUGAGGUGAUAAUGUGAGAGAGUGGAGUGGCGGUGUAGGGGUGAUGACAGCAGUACCAUCUUAACAGAAUUAUGGGCACUGGUGCCCUGCCUACACAACAAUAAAAAUGUAAAUUAUUUAUAAAAUUAAGCUUAUAUUUAUUGGUACCUUCAGCAAAUGCAAUAUAUACACACACACACACACACUGACUGCUGAACACAUUCACACACUGACUGCAGAGUACACAAACAUACUGACUGCUGAGUACACAAACACACAGACUGUUGAAUACACAAACACACUGACUGCUGAGUACACAAACACACUGACUGCUGAGUACACACACACACACACACACACACACACACACAGACUGCUGUAUACAUAGACACAGUGCUCUGAAUACACACAGAGACCGCUGACUAGACACAGGCUUCUGAAACACACACACAGAAACUGCUAAAUACACACAUACUGCUGAGUACACACACACACUGCUGAGUACACAAGUACAGAUUACUGAGUACGCACACACUGCUAAAUACACACAGACUGCUGAAUACACGCACGCACACAUACACACAGACUGCUGAAUACACACACAGAGACUGCUAAUAAACACAUACAGCUGAAUACACCCAGACUGCAGUGAGGGUGCAGUUUAUGUGUGUAUGGGUGCUGUGUGUGUUAGGGGUGCAGUGUAAUUGUGAGGGGUGCUGUGUGUGAGGCGUGCUGUGUGUGGGGUGCAGGAUGCUGUGUGUGUGUGUGAGAGAGAGGUGCUGUGUGUAAGGGGUGCUGUGUGUAAGGGUGCUGUGUGUGUGAGAUGUGGGUUGUUGUGUGGGGUGGGGGGUGCUAUGUGUUUUAGGAGUACUGUGGGUAAGGGAUGCUGUGUGUGUGUGUGUGAGAGAGAGGUGCUGUGUGUGUGUGAGAUGUGGGUUGUUGUGUGGGGUGGGGGGUGCUGUGUGUUUUAGGAGUACUGUGUGUAAGGGAUGCUGUGUGUAAGGGAUGCUGUGUGUGUGUGUGUGUGUGUGUGUGUGUGAGUCUGAGGGGUGCAAAUGUUUUUUAAAAUAAUAAUAAUAAAUAUCCAUUUAUAAAAUAUUAUGUUCCCCCCACCCUUCUUGUUACUUUAGGGGGAAGGUGGAGGGGACACUGCCAGCCCUGGUGGUCUGGUGAUGAUCUAGCCUGCAGCUCCUCUGGAGACGGUGUUUACUCCCAGAUCACUCCUCCCUGCCUCCAAGGUCCCUCCAGCACUCUCUCUCCCUCUAACUAAGGGCAUUUGGACCGGUGAGGGAGAUCUUUGAUCUCCCCACAGGCCCAAGAGGGCCCACGAGAAGAAAGCUGGCUCUCCAUGGUCCAGAAGGGGAGAUCAAAGGAUCUCCCCUGUCGGCCUUGGCACAUACAGUACAUGGGUACCAUGCUUGUGGGGCCCCCAGGCAACUACCUAGUGUGCCCAUGUGUAAAGAGGGCCCUGGAGGACAGUGUGGGGAGGUGACAGUGUGAGAGGAUGCUAACAGUGUGUCUGGGGAGGCUGUGUCAGAACCAAACAUCGAUCCUUCUGAGUCACUUCUGGGUUUAGGUGUUCGAAACUCUUCCCACUCGUAUGAUGCAAGCUUUCCCUCCCCUUAUAGGGAAGCUUCGCCAAAAACAAAAUGGUUGGUUAUUUUGCCUUGUUAGAGAACUUUCAAACUAAGCUCCUACUUAACCGUGAUUUUGUGUACCAAACCGGACCUCCGACAUUGACGCUUCUGAUCUUUCUUCGACAACUGCUUGGACUUAUUACUUUGAUGCCUUCCCAAUGCCCUGGACUGUUUAGCGGAUUUCCCUUCUUCUCUGAAGACGCCAGGAGUAUUAUAAGUAUACUGCUUCUGUUAAUUGAAUCCUCACUUUGUUUCUACUUGCUACUAAAUUGCUACAAGCUUCCUCUGCAAUAACAUUGUAUUCAUUGCCUGCUACUGCUGUUGCAAAAUAAACUACCAAUCUACCUACCUUGUUACCUGCUAUUCUACUAUUGCAAGACCUUAUAAUCUGUUCUCCAAUUUAUGUUAUUAUUUUGGAAUAUUGGAAAGGCUAUUAAAAGUCUCCAAAAGACUUUGUACUUCUCCCUGAUAUUCCUUAAAGAUACGGUUCAAUUUUAUUUCUGCAGUUUUGUUCAUCAAAGUGUGUUCUCUAUUUCUAAAGCAUUACAGGCUGACCGUGAGUGGGAGUAUGGUGACACAACAUCGUUGUAGGUGACAGUGAGUAUGGCGCAUGACAGUGUGUGUGUGUGUGAGGGGGUUACAGUGUAUAUGAGGGAGGUUGACUAUGUGUGGGGGGGAUACUAUGUGUGGAGGGUAACACUGUGUGUGUGAGUGAGGGUGAUCCUGUGUGUGAGGGGGGUGAUCCUGUGUGUGUGGGAGAGGAUUCUGUAUAGGAGGAGGGUGAUACUGUAUGGGACAGUGGGGUGAUACUGUGAGGGAGGGGGGUGAUAGUGUGGAUGGGGGUGGUGGUGUGAGGGGGGGUGAUGGUUUGAGGGAGGGGUGGUGAGGGAUGGGGUAAUGGUGUGAGGAAAUAAUGUGUGGGGAGUGGGUGAUGGUUUGAGGGAGAGGAGUGAUGGUGUGAAGGAGGGGGGUGAUUGUUUGAGGGAGGGGGGAUGAUGAAAUUAGGGAGGGGAUGAUGGUUUGAGGAAGGGGGUGAUGGUGUGAGGGAGAGGGAUGAUGGUGUGAGCUGGGGUAAUACUGUGAGGGAGGGGGGUGAUUGUGUGAGAUAGCUGGGUAAUAAUGUGUGGGAGGUGGGUGAUUGUGUGAAGGAGGGGGGUGACGGUGAGAGGGAGGGGGACUAAAUACCUUUUGUCAUUCCUUGGUGGUCCAGUGUGGGCUCCCUGGUAAUCCAAUGGGCUCCCUGGUGGUCCAGUGGUGCUAUCCGGUCUGCAGCUACACAGUGUGCAAAGCUGCAGACCAUGCAUCUCGUGCGGCAACACUCUGAUUGGCCAGAUCUCGUGAGACACAUGGUUUGCAGUUCUGCACACUGCAGAGCUACAGACCAGCAGCCACGGGCGCUCUCCUCCCGGGCAGACAGCACCGAGGGGCCUCACACCCGGCGGCAUACUGAGCAAGCCGCCAGACCCCCUCCUGGUGUUGGGUCCUCUGUCAGUGAUUGAGGACCCAACACAAUCUGCCCUAGGGUGGUUUAGGUGGCCGACAAAAGAGUUCAACUCCGGUCACUCUUUCGUCAUGCCUGAAUUGUUAAAUAAUUUGAAUGCAUACUGGUAUUACUAGAGAAGGAAUCAAUAACAGGCUGAAGUGAAGCUUUGACGAAGUAAUUGUUGAUGAUGAGAUAAGUGAAAGUCAAUUAUUUUUGUUUUCAUUAUCAGCUGACUAAAAAAUAUGGAGAUGUCUAUAGUCUGCAGUUUUUCUCGAAAAAGCUUGUGGUACUCAAUGGUUUUGAGGUUAUGAAGGAAGCUCUGCUCAAAAAGAUUCCCAAUGAGUGAGAGAGCUGGAUUUACUGGUAAAGAACAAGGUAAAGACACCAAACGCAAUUUCAUAUUAGCUGUUAAAAUGAAGAUAGAUUUUCCAAAAACAGUUUGAUAUUAGCUGUGAAAAAUUAAGGUAAAUUCUCUAAAUAGAAACAAAAUCCCAAAGCGGGGAAAGUAUGUGAGAGAAAAUAUUGUAAUUUGUUAAAAACAAUCACUUAUGUAAUACUUGAUUUAAAACGGAGAAAGGCGGGGGCGGGGCCUGGCCGCCGAGCUGAGUGGACAUGGGGCGCCUCAGCUCCCUGACAAACCCGCAAUAACCAGCCUCAAAAUGCCCCUACUCGCCUGGAAAACCCUCAGCUGCUGUGAGAGGGCAAAGGGGACCUGACCACCAACCUUUGGGGCAAGUACCAGCCCCCACUCCGCUGGCGAUGCGGUCUGGUGGGCGAGUGGGAUUGCGGCCUGCUGUGAGGCCCUGGCGGGAGAAGCGGCCGAUCUCCCGUGCUUGGUCCGGCGGGACCUCCCACCGCCUGCUAAGGGCCCCGUUACCCCCCCCCUGUGGGCCGGGGGGGUUAUCCCGGACCCCACCGGGGACGAAGCGCUCGUUCAGGGCAUACAGGCUGCAGGAGGACUGACUGGGGACCGCAUGGAAAAAUCCAAGAUGGCUGCCGCGCUCAUUGUGAGACGGAGAAGUGAGGGGGAAGUACCACAGCAACGGCAGACAGACUGAGUGCUCCUUCCACCCACAGGAUACCUGCAUGAGGGGUAUACUCCACAAGCAAGCCCAGCUCAGCAUAAUCACCCUCACACCAACAGAGGCAUCACCUCCCAUUAAUACCAGUGGAUAUAAGGGGACUCUCUCUGGACUCUGACUCUGCCUGAGUACAAGGUAACAAUGAAAAUGGGGGACAAGCUUCACUCCACUGCUAACUGUCAAGCCCCCCUGCACACUAAAACAUCCAGCUACAAGCACAGACCUAGCACAGCUGCAAGAGGGAUCAAGGCUUCCAACCACAUAUGCCUACAGAGAUAACAGACUAUGGUGUACCUCUUAAUCCAGCACCUCAUCCACAAUUUUAACGUGUGUCUUUUGCAUCGGACUCUCUUCCUGCAGUUAGAAAGUAAUCCAAAUGUCUGAGCCUGCAUGUGUGUCCGACGCUCUGCUGCCCCCUGGUGGUUAAACCUAAUUAAGCUUAAAGAAAUCUGUUCUUGAUGAUAACCUUAGCUUCUGUUUUAAUGGCAAAAAUAUGCUCACUGUUUUGUUUCCCACAUAUAUGCCUAGCACAAAUGCCGAUUUAGACAGGUUAAGCAUCAACUAUCUCGCUGUAUUUUAUGUAACUUCACGCUAACAAUUUAACUGUUUAGCCAAGCUUGCUAAAAAUAUAAAAUUGUGCAGACUCUCAUGCCACUGUUUAACCAUUGUAUAUCUUGCAAUAUGCUGUUGUGGCGUCUGUUGAUUCCUUGUACCCACCUGCACAGCAAAAAUAAAGAAUUACAAAAAAAAAAACGGAGAAAGGCGAAUAGAUUUCUAUUGUGUUCAUUCGGCAACAAAAAAAUAAUUUAAAUCUAUUUUCAUAUAAAUGCUUUAUUAAAAGCUGAAUCCUUUACUCAGCUGGUUCAACUGGAAGACUUAUUCUACGAGGGGAAGCUCUAAAGCCCUUAAAGGAACACUAAAGUUACCUAAAUUACUUUAGCUAAAUAAAGCAGUUUUAGUGUAUAGAUAAUUCCCCUGCAAUUUCACUGCUCAAUUCACUGUCAUUUAGGAGUUAAAUCACUUUGUUUCUGUUUAUGCAGCCCUAGCCACACCUCCCCUGGCUAUGAUUGACAGAGCCUGCAUGAACUCUUUACAGGGAAGGCUGUGCAAGUCACAUGCAGGGAGGUGUAACUAGGGUUCAUAAACAAAGGGAUUUAACUCCUAAAUGGCAGAGAAUUGAACAGUGAGGCUGCAGGGGCAUGUUCUAUACACCAAAACUGCUUCAUUAAGCUUAUGUUGUUCAGGUGACUAUGGUGUCCUUUUAAUGUGUCGCUCACAGUCAAAGUUUGUGACAAAAUUUCUUUGUGUAUUAACUUCAUUAGUCAGAGUAUCAUAGUACUACAGCAAUACAAUUAUUGCAAGGUGGGAGCAUAUGGUGGAAACCGCUCAUGUACAGGUCCCCUGAUUUAUGAAUGCUUAGUCAACAGUUCAGACUGUACCCAUUAAGAAUACAAACAUUGAUGAAAUAUAACUACUCUGUUAGGUUAAAAGUAAAAAAAAAAAAAAAACUGAAAAAGGAGACUUUGCAGUAUGGUUUCCCCCUCAUUUCCCCCCCUAAAAGUUUGUAAAUCUGUGCAUCAGUAUAUAGAGGGAUACAGUAAUUAAAGAGAAUAUUCACUAAUGAAUGCACAGUCAUGUUUUUAGUGUGUGUUAUACUUGCUAUAAGACACACCUAUCCUGAAUACUCUGGUUUGGAAAGCACCGACUUGCUUCCCAUAAUAGGUUAAAAAUAUUCAACACUUUAUAAAAAAAGGAAAUGGAUUUUUUUUUUCAAGCAUAUGUUUGGCUGCUUGAGCUUCCCAAACCAGAGACUCUUCUUUCUGGUGAUGUAGUGAAUAUCCAAAGCAGGCGCAGGCAAACAGCGCCUGUGGUAAUGUUCUCAGAUCCAAGGUCAUAUAGGGGAUGAGAGGAGAGAACAUAAUAUAGUGUAGUAUAUUUUAAAUUCCUGGUAAAUGUAGAAAAAAUGAAAUGCACUUCCAAUUACCUGGAGCUUAUAUUCAGCUCAAGAUUUAUGCGUCUGGACGGUACAAUCCCUGUCUGUGUAUAUGCUGGUGGACCUUGUGUCACGGCAAGUGUGCCUAAUUUAUUAUUGCACUAUGGAAAAUUGUCAUUUAAUGUAAUUUGUGUAGUGCAUUAAAGACCUCCCGGUCUGGCAGAGAUGGUAUUGUCAAUUUUAAAAGAGGUUAAUCUGAUUGUAUGGAGGUCAAAAAGGGUUACAUCUUUUGAAUCUGGACCCCCAACCGAGGUCAGAUGACAGAAGGGGUAGUAUGAAUGGCAUAACAAUGUGAAAAUGAUUUUACCAUAUGGAUGUGAAUUAAUCGAGGCUCUGCAAGGUGUGAGAUUCUACACUUUUAAAAGCCUGAUUGUAUAGCUGGCUUUAGCCAUUUGGCCGUAACUUUUAAUUGAGGAGUUGAUUUUUUUUGAUAUGUUAAUGAUCAUUGGCUUUCAAGAAAAUAAUAUACAGAAUAAUAAUUAAGCCUCUUUUUUAUUACAUUUGAAAUGCAACCAGCACAAUCUUCUAAUCAAGCCCAAACAUGGGUUGCGUGACUUGACCAUAGGGGAAGGAAUUGUGAUGUCCACCAUAUUGGGUCGCAAGUACAGUGUGCGACAUACCUAUAGAAUGAGAAAAUAAUAACAAAUUCAUAGAUGCAAGUAUUAAGUCUGUGGCAGGUACAUAAGAGAAGAUAUAGCCAAAUGUUUCCAUUUGGAUCAAGGGGGUCUGGACACAAGGGGAUGGUCCCCUAGUGUCUCUAUAGAUACGUCUUAACUCCUUAAGACCUUAAGGCCUUAAAGGACCACAGUAGUGCCAGGAAAACAAGCUCGUUUUCCUGGCACUAUAAGGUUUUUGGGUCCCCCCCCACCCUCAAGGUCCCACUCCCGUCGGGCUGAAGGGGGAAGCGCUGGCGACUCUCCUCCCUCUUCUGACGUCAUCAGCUGAAUGCGGCUGUCAAUGAGACUGCUCCCUCUCUGAAACUGCUAUGUUUACAGCUGCAGGGUUAACCCUAGAUGGACCUGGCACCCAGACCACUUAAUUGAACUGAAGUGGUCUCGGUGUCUAUAGUGGUCCCUUAAGGUGUGGAAAUCCACAGGGUAAUGAAACUGAAGUAUGCCUGGUACUUGCUUGGGGCCAGAAUCUAAUUCUAAGUGAGUCACCAUCUUUUCUAGCAGAAACCCCCUAUGGCAGAAUAUUUAAAGAGCUGAGUAAGUGAUUGGGACUCUGUUAUUUAAUCCCUAUUGUUUUCAUCUGCUGUUGGUGUAAAUUAUUUGCUUUUCAUCUAUAUUUUUGUAUGCACCGUGACAAUUUUUUUGCUCGUAAUAAACAUUCAUUUAUUAAGUUCUGCCUUUGUCUGGUAAAGGAUCACUUUACCUGAUGAGACUAAUUAGUAUUUUGCAAUUACAUAGAUAUUGUGCUAAGUUAUAUUUGGCGGGUUUUUAUUCCUGAUUCACCUGGGGACCAAGGUAUACCAUUUAUAAAUUGUCUUGGUGUUGGCAGCGUUAAAAUAGUAAUAGUUACCGUAUUUUUUGCGCUAUAGGACGCACCUGACCAUAAGACGCACCUAGUUUUUAGAGUAGGAAAACAAGAAAAAAAGAAAAGUGUUCCUUACCACCUGCUCCCCUCCCCUGUCCCAUAGUGUUCCUUAUCAUCCACUCCCCUCCCUUGUCCCAUAGUUUACUCCCCCCCUCGUCCCGUAGUGUUCCUUAUCACCCGCUCCCCUCCCUUGUCCCAUAGUUUACUCCCCCCCUCCCCUGUCCCAUAGUGUUCUUCCACCCAUCCCCUAGUGUUCCUUACCACCUCUCCAUCCGUCCCUUAGUGCCCCUCUCUCUCCCCACUUUGGUCCCCGGUAGGUCUCCUACCUUUAUUGUAGCGUAGCCGAGCAGAGCAGUACACACCGUGGUGCAGGAGAUUCAGUUUAUUGUACCUGGCCGGACUGAAAGGAAGUGCUCACUGACCUACCGGGGACCAAGUGGGGGGGAGAGAGAGGGGCACAUUUGCUUCAUAAGAUGCACAGACAUUUCCCCUCACCUUUGAGGAGGGAAAAAGUGCGUCUUAUAGAGCGAAAAAUACGGUAUAUUAUUAUGUUUAAGUGUGGGUGGUGCUUAGGGGGAUUUUGCCAUUAUUUCCGGUCUAGUGCAGACAAAUAGUGAACUUUAACCCUUUCACCACCACAACUACGUCACACACUCUCUUGAAGUAGGGUCUGUUCGUGACACCUUGUGCUUGUUUGGAAGAAUCUUUCACAGUUAUAGUGGUAUUCUUAUUCAGUGUGCCACAGUGUAGCAAUCAGAUGCCCUCAGUAUACAGGAGUGAGAAUAAAAACAGAAUAUAGUGCUCUCUGUAUAUUUUUAAAAAGAUAAAAAAUAAAAAGAGGUAUACUCACAUUCAGAGAUCAAAUAUAAGUAUUGCUCAAUCCCAAUAGGCGCAGGUGGUAUAAUCCCCACCAAGGAUGUUGCUGUGUGAGUCAUCUGGUUAAAAUCUUCAAAGACAGGUCAGGAAGCCCUCAAAGGGGAACAAAUGCUACCAAAGAGCCAGGCAGGGCACCCUGUAUUUCGGACGCAGGAGCUCCCAAAAGUUCAACGGCAAAUGCACCAAACGCCCUGGAACUAUUUUGGGCAUAGGACCACGUGUGCGGCCAUUCAGGACUUUGAGACGGUGGCGUUUCCCCUACACUGCAUGGAAUUGAGCGCUAUUUAAACAACUUAGGCGCUCAGAUCAGGGCUAUUUGGGGAUGUAUAAUAUGUGGGGUUAUUGUAUGUUUUUAUUAUGUUUUGGGGUACUUUUUGGGGUAUUUUUAUGUUUUGUGUUGGGCUCUCUGUGCCUGGGAGAUAAUUAACUGACCGGUCUUUAACUAUCUACCAGACCCAGAGAUUCCUGGGAGAGGCUUGUGUUGAAUACAAUGGAGACCCAAUGCUGGAGCCUGUGCAUAAUAGACAGAGUUUGGCUUAUUGAAAUAAGUUGUACUCCCAGAACUAUGUGUCGUCUAGUUACUAGGAGGGGAAAGGACUCAUCACUGCUCAGUACCUUGUUCCAGCUCAUGGAGGAUUCAGCGGGGAAAGUCCUUGUAAGGACUACAGCUAUCAAUGUACAAAAAUAGGGGUAAUCCUGGCAGGAAAGAAAUGGCACAACAUAGUGCUAAACUGUACAGCAAGGUGAUAGUUAAUUGGCGUCUAUAAUCACCUUGCUGUACAGUUUGUUCCAUUUCUUCCUUGGUAGGAUUACCCCUCUUUGUAAAUUGAUAUUUGUUGAAGAUCCUUUUGAGGAGAUCUUGGGGUUCUCUACACCUGAAGGGAAGUCAUUGCUAUAAAACUGCACUUUUUUCACUGGAGUACUUUAUAAUAUUGUGAACGUUACUAUAUUUUCUAUAUUUUAAAGACUAUAGCUCCCAGUUGUAUGUCGUGCAGUCCCUGGGAGGGAAUAGAGCUAGCCCCCUAUCGUAUUCCAGGACAGAGAGGCUCCAAGAGGAACCCAGUCAAGCCACGGUGACUGGGGCAGAAGCACUGAGGUUUUCCCCGAAUCCAGUUAGGAAGCAAUCCUUGGCGGAGGUACCCAGCCGGGGUACAGCUGCCACCAGUUAUAGCAGAACUCCCUGUACCCCUGCUGGGUACCUCUGCCAAGGAUCGCUUCCUAGCUGGAACUGGGGAAAACCUCAGUGCUUCUGCCCCAUUCGCCAUGGCUUGCUUGGGGUCCCCCUGGAUCCUCUCCAUCCUGGAAUACGAUAGGGGACUAGCUCUAUUCCCUCCCAGGGACUGGGAUAUACCUACUAUAAAGCCUUUAAUUGAAAAUAGAGUCAAAUAAUGUUUUUGUUGCCGAAUGAACAUAAUAGGAAUUUAUUCACCAUUCUUGUUUUGUUUUGUUUUGUUUUUUUACCAUUUAAAGUCAAAUAUUGAAUAAUUUAUUGUUUUUAACAAAUACAUUUUUUUUCUCUUUCCUGUUUUAUUAACUUUGGAAAUUAUUUACUUUGGAAGUAGCUACAUGAUUGCUUAAGCCCAUACAUCUAACAGGGGGAGAAACUGGGUUUUUAUAACCUAGCAUUCACUUGUUUCUCUUUGUUGUCAAAUUCUCUACAUAUAAUUUAGUAUUAGCUGUCAAAAAGCAAGAUAUAUUCUCCCAAAAUGUUUUGAUGUUAGACUUAAAUAAAUAAAAGUAGUUAAAUAAACAAACCUGUGGUAUGCAUAAAACUUUGUUCUGUGCUGUUUUAGCUGAACCUAACUUGAAAAUUCAGUGAGAGAUAAUUGUCCAUCAAGUCUUAUCACUUGCAAGGAGGACAGUGAUGCAAUAUGUGAUUUUGUAAUACAUGGAAAUACAUGGAAGUCGAUAAAUAAUAUGUUGAUUUUUUUUAUCCAGGUGUGGUCGUAGCCAAAUAUGGCAUACCAUGGAGAGAACACAGGAGAUUCUUAUUGUCCACUCUUUGGGAUGGGGAAAAAGUCUCUUGAGCAAAGAGUAACUGAAGAAGCUGGAUUUUUGUGUUCUGGAUUCCAAGAAGAAAAAGGUCAGUGACAGGAAUACAAUUACCACAGACAUUAUCUGGAAUGCAGUAAAUGAUAAAGUGGUGUGCAAAAAAAAAAAAAUGAAACAAAUAAAUAAAUGAAAAAAAUACUUAGUUGGAAAACUUGUUCAGUUUACCAUUCGGAGUAUCGCCUUAAAACAAAAUAAAAAAGACAUCUAGUGCAGAGCAUCAGUACACCAGAUAUAAAUGGAUAAAAUUAAAAACAUUUAGGUAUCCAACUCACUGGAUUUGAGUGGAUUAUGGGCCACUCUUAGUGGUUUCUAAAAGUAUUUUAUAAAGGGGACUGAGCAUAUGUAAAACCUACUGAAACAGGACAGGUAUUGACAAUAUUUUGAUAUCCCUAGUCAUUGUCAGAAGCUUCUCAGCACUGUCUCCAAUCAUGGGGGGAGGUGACCUGCAGAACUGUAACCGUAUAACCAGCCAGAGCCCCAUGCCUUGGCUUCUGAAAAUAGUGAAGCUGUUUUCUGUGACAUAUUACUUAUCAUUUUAGGCAAUCAAAUUGCUAUGCAUUUUUGAUAGCAUUUAAAAUGAUGUUUCACAAGACAUUGAUGAGACAAUUUAAAAAAAAAAAAAAUUAUAUGCCCCCACGCUGUGCCUUUGAUCCACAAUACCUAAAAAAUAAUGCUGUAAGCAAUGUGAUUUGCUCCAUAGCAUUUGGUGACCGCUUUGAAUACAGUGAUGCCAAAUUCCAAGAACUGCUCAGUAUCUUUGAAGAAGGUUUAAAGUCUCAAACAGGACUUCUCGUACAGGUAUGUUACAAACGCUGGUAUUUCGGAUACCUGUUUGUUUGCUUUCUCCCAAAACUGCUAGAGGCUGAGUGAUUAUAGCUCGCAGUUCAGCUGUUGAUUCGAACGUUCUCCCAACCAAAAUACAGCAUACAAGUAACUCCACCAAGUAAUCAGACGCAUACCCAAACAUCAGCCUGAACUAGAUGAAGGGUACAACAAUAAUGUUUUCAUUCAGGCCAAAUGGACGGCUUUUAUGCAAGUCAAGAGUACCGUAUACACGUCCACAGAAACUCCCACAACACACCCCUUAUAUUCCUGAGUUGACAUAAAAUAUAAAAUAUCAAAAGUACCUAAUAAAACACAUAAAUAUUAUAGGGACCUCCAUAAAUGGCAUAUCCCCGGAUAGCUUGGAUCUGAGCGCCCAAGUUGUCCAAAUAGCACUCAGAUCCCACGAACACAGUGAAUCGCCACCAUGGUAAAUAUUUGACUGACCCUUCACGAGGUGCUUGCCCAAAACUGUUCCAGAGUUUCAUGGGUAGUGGGCGGUCAAUUCCAGGAUCCCCAAACUGAACAAAUACACAAAUGGUGCCCCAGGCUCAUAGGUAGCGUUUGUUCCCUGGGUUUGUGAGAACAGCGUCCUCCUGGCUGGUUGGGUAAAAGAAGCAGGCAUUCACGAAGUUGACCGGCGUUCGGGAAGCCGAGUGUCUGAUUUGAAGUUCUAGACACUCAACGACCAAGUCCCGCUGCCUCUUUUCGUGCACCAAGAUGGUUCGGUUACAUGAACGGCGGCCACGUAGGGAGAGUGCUAAUUCCUGUGGUAUCCUUUGAACUUAAUGAGCCGGGGGAGUCGUCGGUGUUCAGUAGUUUUAUCUACUGAACCAAAAAAAUCCGAAUGAGAACCAAAGUGUAACGGACCGUUUUGCCCAAAAGAGGUUAAAAAACGUUUAGGCGAUAUUCCCCUUUUUCAGCUGCACCGACAGCUACUGCAAGCACCAAUCUCCUGAACUGCAAACCCACGAAUUCACCAACUCCCGAACUGCAACCAAGGGAAUACUCGAAACUCCCGAACUGCAUACCAAGGGAAUACUCGAAACUCCCGAACUGGAGACACACGAAUAGCUGCUAGCAGACGAACAGGAAAAGCCCCCAAGCGGCUUACACUCCUGGCAAUCAGUCUCUAACAGCAUACAGUAAAUCCUCCCCCAAUAAUGAGAUGACACUUCACUUUGAGGGUUAAGCAGGAACUGAUUUACUGGGGCUAACUGCCCGGCUUUUAUGCAGGUCUCCCACCUGGUGGACACUCCCCUAGGGGACCAAAUGGGAGACUGGGACACAAAGGGUAAAAGGACCAAUCACAGCCUUACACAUUUCAACCAUCCCACAAUGCAUCACAAUCCCUCCUCUCUGCCCUGGAGAUAAUUUGGGAAGUAAUUCAAUUAUCUCCAAAGACAGAGGCAAAACUCCAUUAACCACAUGGCAGAAAACAAACAGUAAAAGACAUAAAAUUACCUACAGUUACAUUCAGUACAUAAAACAUAUAUGUUCUACAUAUCCCCAGAUAGCUCAGGUCUGAGCGCACAUUAUUAAGCGAAUGGCGCUCAGACCACAUGAAUACAGUUUAAUCGCCAUGGAGCCAAAGUCUUUACACAGUCAGUUUCAUGCGAAUGGGCUCCAUGGGAUUCCUAUCUGGGGCACAACACACUCAAACAAAACUACCGAACACCGGGCCGUUCGUGCACUUUCACCGAACAAGAAGGGAGGUCGGCGGCUUCAGCGGUGUUCGCGCAAAACUGUGUCCGAUUUCAGUUCCAUGAAUUAAGCGUCGAACACCGCUGUGCAUUCGCAUGUUUAAAAUGGCCGCGACCUCGUGUUCGUGAUACGAAUGGCGGCCACCCAGCAUUCGUCAAUUAAGCUGCGGUUAACCGCAGCUUCAGGGAGGUUAAUUGCCGGCACACUCCAGCUCCCAGGUGGUCUAUUCAUUCGUGCGGUUGUUCGGUAGAUUGAAUCUACCGAACCCCCGGCAGAAAAGCAUGAAUAAGUCUUUUCUGCAGGGAAAAAAGAUGUCUUUUAACAUGGGGCCAUAGUCCAAAGGCAGCAGGCGAGCAACCAGGCUUCUCCAGUGUACAGUGGCGAGGUUGGUUUCGCCACACAAAGUAUGUAGUUUUCUUCGCAAGGUAGAUUAAGAUUCAGUUAUAAUUAUACAACUAUCGUACUAUAGUUUUUUACUCAAACCUUGGUAGGUGCUUCUGAAUCAGCCCUCCACAUUUGUUGCUCCCUCAGCACCUCCCUGUAACAAUGCUACACUAUUUCCUAGUUUUGUACUGUACAUAAUCUAACAAGGCCAUCUCUGCACGCCACAGGAGUCAACCCAUAUGCCAGCCUUCCCACCCCAAUCAGCCAGCCUUUGGGGAGAAUUCUCCACUGCCAGGCCCCAAUAUAGCUUUAAAUGUCCACAAUGUGGUGAGCACUAAUGUAUAGAUUUAGGUACGGAAAUAUUUGAACACUGACACAAGUUUUCAUCUGCUUACCAAAAUAACUUAAAGUUACAGUUAAAUAAUGAGUAUGAGCUUAAAGGACCACUGUAGUGCAAGGAAAACAAACUUGUUUUCCUGGCACUAUGUUGUCCUUAGUCCCCCCCCCACCCUCAGGGCCCCCGUUCCGCUGGACUGAAGGGGUUAAAACCCCUUCAGCCACUUACCUUUCUCCAGCGGCGCUGGUGACCUCUCCUCCUCCUGCCGCCUGCGCAUUCAAACCGCCCAUAGGAAAGCAUUACUCAGUGCUUUCCUAUGAACGUCAGCGUCUUCUCACUGUGAUUAUCACAGUGAGAAUCGCGGAAGCGGCCUCUAGUGGCUGUUAGUGAGACAGUCACCAGAGGCUGGAUUAACCCUCAGUGUAAACAUAGCAGGUUUUCAGCUGCAGGGUUAAAACUAGAGGGACCUGGCACCCAGGCCACUUCAUUGGUCUGGGUGCCUAUAGUGGUCCUUUAACCCCUUAAGGACACAUGACAUGUGUGACAUGUCAUGAUUCCCUUUUAUUCCAGAAGUUCUUUGACCCUUCAGGUGACAGGCCCUGGAAGACAAAGAUAUGCACCUGUCUGCUCCACUGGUGGUUGCACCAACCCUGCCCAAGCCAGACCCGUCACCAAUGAUGAAGGCCGUCAUACAGGAACUACUGGCAGACCUCUGGUGCAAUAUCCAGGCCAAUGUGGCUACUAUUCAAUAGGAUCUGCAAGGCCCGACAGGCCACAUGGGAGCUUCAGAGCAUGUAUCAAGUAACACUUCUCAGCAAGUUACUUACCUACAACAAGCGUUGCAGACACUGCAGUAGCAUAUUAACUUUGAGUAGUGGUUCACGGUGAUGGAGGACUCAAGGACUAAAAAUCUUAAGAUUAGGGGCUUCAUGAAAGACAUCCUGGAUAUAAGGUGCCUCAAGAGUGUAGCAUUGUCCCCUAGACAGGCAAAUUUGAUGACAUGUUCCAGAUUCCCAGGACAGCUGAAGCCCUAGCAACAGCACCAAGGGAUUGGUUGUUCGAUUCCAGAAUGAGCAGGAUUAGGCUGCUGUCAUGAAUGCAAUCUGGGGGGGUCACUCUUGCUACUUUUGAGAACUUGUCUCUUUCUUUUUAUGUUGACCUACCAGGGAGUACCCUGACCUGGAGGAGAUCACUUCUGCUCUUUACAUCCCUCCUCCAUGUGCACAACAUCAAAUAUAGGUGGCGAAUGUUCUACACACUGGUUGUACUAAAUGGAGACGCUUCCUAUUGAUUCAGGAUCUUAAAGGGGCAAAGGCACCCCUAGCAACCUUGGGACUCCCACAGAACUCUCUGACUAAAGCAAGGCCAAAAAACAGCCACCACACCUCACAACUGGGACCUUCCCAAUGGGACACAUGCAGCUGCCACCACUUGAGCUCUCCACCAUUCUACCAAUCUACUUCCCUUCUCCUAACCUUACCUUUUGUGUCACUAUAACCCACUCCCUCUAGCAUGUAAGCUCAUUGAGCAGGGUUCUCAACCCCUCUGUUCCUGUGUGUCCAACUUGUCUGGUUAAGAUUAUAUGUUUGUUAGUCCACCCACUGUAAAGCGCUACUGAAUUUGUUGACGCUAUAUAAAUAUAAUAAUAAUGGUGCAAAAUCUUCAUAUCGACGACUCCACCCGCUUUUCAGAGUUCAUUUCUGUAUUGGGUUGUGAAAUAGGCAACAGUUGCUCCCCAAAUGCUAUUUAACCUAUAUGAAGCAUAUCCUUUUGACUUGUGGUAAAGGCAGCUCUAGUAAAUACCGUCUAUCACAGGAAGAUUUCAGUACACAAUGAGUGUUAAUCUUUAGUGAUCAAGUCAUAUAUUCAUGUAUGAAGACAUAGAAACAUAGAAACAUAGAAUGUGACGGCAGAUAAGAACCAUUCGGCCCAUCUAGUCUGCCCAAUUUUCUAAAUACUUUCAUUAGUCCCUAGUCUUAUCUUGUAGUUAGGAUAGCCUUAUGCCUAUCCCACUCAUGCUUAAAGACAUACAUAAAGUGAUUCAUUAUAGUAUAUCCUAUGUAUUAUUUUAAAGGGUACCACUGUCAUUACCAACUUGUCAUCCGUGCUGAAAGAUGAAAAAGUGUGGAAGAAACCAUAUCAGUUUUACCCCGAACAUUUCCUGGAUGAGAAUGGCAAGUUUGUGAAACAAAAAGCGCUCAUGGCAUUUUCUGCAGGUAACUAAAAAAAAAUCUAUCUCUAGUGCAGUCAACCUUUGGCAUUCUAUGUGUUGUGGACUACAUCUCUCCUGAUGCUUUGCCAGCAUUAUGGCUGCAAGAGGAUUAUGAGAGAUAUUGUAAAGCGCUACAAAAUUUGUUGGGGCUAUAUCAAUAUAAUAAUAAUAAUAAUAUUGUCCAGAACAUAUGGAGUGUUAAAAACUGCAAACCCCUGCUCUAGUGAAUGUACGGGAUAUUCUUGUAAGUGAAUGCUAGAACUGUGGAUAUGUAUACCGCUAUGUAUGUAUUUAUAAUGGGAAUGGCACCUCUUUUAUCAUUGCUAAAGGUUAUUCAACCAAAAUGAAAUCAAUGCAUUAUUCCAAAGUAUGGAGAAUUUUUACAAUCAAGAAUUAUCCCUAAUCUUCACUGCUCUGAUCACCAAUUUAUUAAAUGUUUCCUAGGAAGGAGGAGAGUAGAGAAAAGUGCAACAGUUAAGUUCAGCCUUUUUAUUAAAGACACCAGAACACAUAAAAUAAAACUCCAUACAGCAGAACUUUCCAAGCCUUUCAUGUUGGUGACACACUUUUCAGACAUGCAUAAUUUCGUGACACAGUGGCGGUUGAUACGGUGUUCUAUUUCUCGAACAUAUCACUUCAGUUGCGACCGGAUGUACAGUAAAUGCAAACACUACAUAUUCACCACAGCCAGUACACAAAUUGAAGUGGCGAUGCUCCUGGAGUCUGCAGGGACCAUAUCCCAUAUCACUGUUAAAUUAUUUGCUUACCUGUACUGGAGUGAAUGACCUAAAAAUGAAGACAGGUCUAGUCCAAGUCCAGGUCUCAUGAAUAGUGUUCUGAUGUAAAAUAUGAAUUCAGCUGAAGGCUUGUAAUGACAAAAGUAGUGUAUUACCUUGUUAACCUGUUAUAGUGUGACAGUAGCGACCCAGAGUUUUAACAGGGCACCAGUUGUCUGUGGGAUAAAGGGAUAUUUCUACAGUAGGACCCAUUUGUUUAAUAUGAGUACACAAUGAUCUGUGAUUUUAAUGAGAUUGUAAACAUUAGGACACCGUGAUUGAUCUGACAAUGUUUCUAAUGUAAAGUCUUUCUCUUAGAAAACCAUAAGAGGCUAUAUAUUUGGCAGCAUUAAUUACUAAAUUUGUAUAUGAUUAUCUAGAAGUUGGAAUUUUGGCCCGCCAAUAGGUUGUCGUUUGUUGAUUACUGGAUAGUCUACUAUUUUUAUGCCUUUAAAAUGGUUUUAAUGGGGUACAUAGGCAUGAAAGGUUUGUGAUUAGGAAAGGUGACUAAUAAGUGAUGUUGAAUACCUGUCAAGUAAAGUUUAUUGCACCUUUGUUAAUUUAAAAUAAAGAUGGCAAAAAACAGCGAAUGCUACUAUGAUCUCUAUGGAAUAUGAUUCAGUUGUCUGAAAGUCGGUGAUAAAUCUAUUGAAUAUGGUGAGUACUCUGUUGUAUGUUUUCUGCCUGUUGCCAGAUAAGGUUACCUGUGCCGGCAACCUGCUGUGGGCCUAUACUUAGGUUAGCCCAUUAUGUCUUUGAAGGCUGGGGUUUUGGAUGGUAUUUCCUGACAGUUUAAAGAAGUUCUGAUAAUGAGAAUGGGAAAGGGCAUCUGCUGCGGAGUUUUGACAGCCUGGAAUGUUAUCCUGCGUUCCAGCGUGGUUGCGCAUGCACGUGACAGUCACGCAUGCGUCAUGACAUAUGGCGGCGUGCGUGACGACGCACACAUGAACGCGCAAUCACGGAAGCCAGCGUAUGGACCGGCAGAUUUAAAAAGGGGGAAGAUUGAGAAGAAAGAAGAAGCUCCUGAGGAAGUCGGACGACAAAACGCGUUGAGCAUCAUCUGGGACUCUGCACUUUGGUAUCAGCAGUUUUUAUCCUGUAUGUGUGCUGAUUUUAUACACUGCUUAUGCAGUAUUUACUUUGGGCUCAUUAUACUGUAUGUGUAUAAGUGAUUGGCUUGGUGCACUUUUCUGUAUAGGUAUUCUGCACUUUAGCACUUGCACUUUAUUCCACUGCCCAGUUCAGCAUCAUGUAUUGUUAAGCUGCUAUACCUAAGGGUUCCUUGCCUAUUGUGGCUUUUUAAAUACUUUGGCACAUAUGUUGUGCUGUGAUUGUAUUUUUUAUGAAUAAACUUUUGCUGUUUUUUGCUCGAUAUUCUAUAUUUCUUUCUCAUUCCUUCAUCAUUAUACACCAAUAUAGUGAUUGUGGCGCCCUGUUCUUUCUAGUGUUUUGUCUUUAAUUAUUGGAGUUGGAGUAUCCUGUUUACAGAGGCUUGCCUGCACCUGUUUUUUUGCUAUUGUUCACCCACCUUUCUAUUUUUUUCUACAUGCCAAAAAAACUCCCCCAUUGUUGUUAGCCAGGUGUGAAUGGGCCAGCAAAAUAAGGAAACUGAUUUCUUCCACUCAAGGAUCAUUAAAGGGACACUAUAAUCACCAGAACAACUACAGCUUAUUGUAUUUUUAUGAUGAGUAUAAUAAUCAUUCCCUUCAGGCUUUUUGCCUUUUCAGAGAAAAUGUAGUGUUUACAUUAUAGCCUAGGGAUACCUUCACUGGCAACCCCUCAGGUGGCUGCUAGAGGUGCUUUCUGGGGCAGUGCUGCACAGUGUGCAGCAGUGACAUUUAGUGUCUCCACCCUCUGCAUGGACACACUUAACCUUCCUCACAGAAAUGCAUCGAUUCAGUGCAUCUCUAUGAGAAGAUGCUGAUCGACCAGUGCUGUGUUUGGCUUGUGCAUGCUCUGCCCCUGAUCUGCCUCCUUGACAGGAAAGCAUUGGAUUGGCUGAGACUAUAUGCAAGCAUUGUGAUUUGCUCAGAACAACACUUCUGAUUAUGGCAGCCAAGCAGGCAGAUCAGGGCAGAGUCACCUGCAGCAAACUGGAGUAAAGGUAACAUUUUGCUAUAUUUAGAGGGGCAAAAGGGGACAGGAUCAGGUGGACUAGAUGGUAUUUUUAACUGUAAUUAUACUCUGGUCUCACGAUGGCUGAAUGCCUCAUAAUGGCGGAAUGCCGCAUGUAUUAAUAUACAUAUACUUACUACAAUGAGGGCUAAAUGUAAAUAUACUAAUACAUGAGCUCGCUGAAUAAGGGACGAAUGCUCCUGAGACAAAAAGAGACUUUAAUGUGUCACAUGGCAGAACCUCCCCCCUCGAGCUGGGUCCAAAAAUAGAUAGAGUCUGUCGUGCUUUUAUAUCCACCAGGCAGCUAUCGAUAUGCUUUGGUUGUCAAAUGUCAAGGUAGACUUGCAGAUGGGGGAACCAAAAAGGCAGAAUGCAAUCACAUAGAAACAGGACGAAUGAUAGGGAAAGUAAAAUUGUUUAAACAUAUGCUUAUUGUAAAUACUGUAACUGGGCUGAAUGAUGGCUGAAUGAAACUUUAAUUUUUACGAAUAACUGUAACUGAGCCAAAUGAUGGACAAACAAAAUUACAAUGAAAUACAUGUUAUAUCCGAAUGAGGCUAAAUGAAAGCUCCAUACUUUAGUUGUAGUUCAGGUGAAUGAGUUCAGAUGAACUUGAACAAGGCCCAGUCCUUUAGUAGCAAGCCAGAUAUUGUCUGGAUUAUAAUGAAUGGAUAAUAGUAUAGUUUACCGCACUUUGUCCAGGAGCCAGAACCAGAAGUGCAUAGCUAACCUAGGCAACGAGUGAAACGAUCGGCAACGGCCCAGGUAAGAGGGUUAUCCAAGUUUAUUUAGGUCGAGUAACCCCUUACACAGCUACAUGCCUUCAUCUAAAAAUAUAUGUAAGGCUGGGCCUGUAGUUGUGGGAGGGGCUUAGUUCCCUUCUUAAAGGGCGCCAGACCUCUCCCCAUUACCGUUACUGAUCUGGCAUUUUCCCCUCCCCCAACUCCCUUUUCUGACAUUAUUAUCUAAGGUGGGCCAUCUUUUAUUACAGGCCUACCGCAUCGUUGGCUCUGGCACACCACGAGCGACUCUUUCAUAUUACUGUAUUUCAUGUGUUGGGUCCUUUAUAUACCUACUUGUAAUGUGCUCUCAUCACUGCUUUAUGCCCCGAACACAUAUAGGUAUUUGGUACCUAUAUUGUUAUAUAUGAGAAUGUUUCCUGAGCAGCUAUUUGUUUUUCUUUUGCCAAUUAUAUUUUUAUUAAAGCUCAGGAGAUGUACAAACAGUUUGCAUACAUGGGUAAAGAAAUAUCAAUAGUACCAAAUAUUAACAUACAAAAAGACAGUAGAACUUCAGAACAGCCACUUUGCCUAAAUUUUGUGAUUGGAUUCAAUUUGUUAAAAUUUGUUAUUUGUCAAUAACCCUGUGCAGUGUGACUUGUUCAAAAAUUCAUGGUGAAAUUCAAGUUUGUGAAUAACUUAUCUAAGUUGGAACAAAAAAUAUCCAAGUAUGUAUUUUAUUCUACUUUUUUGGCUUACAAUUUGACAGCCAUAUGACAUAUUAUUGAACAUGCUUAAAUGGGAUGCUGCUGGGGGCCAUAUUAUACAUAGUGCAUGGAAAGUGUUAAAAUACCAUAAUUUGAAAUGCCAUAGGGUGUCUACUUUUCAACAAUAUAUGGUUUGAUUGGGGUAAAUUAUAUUGUCCUGCUUAAAAAAUGUCCCAAAUGGGACAUGGGUGCAUGAUGACUAACUGUGAAAAUUCCAAUUUGGAAAACUGGAAUGCGCACCCUCCAAAUAAGGUCCUUUAGUCCCCAGAUAACCCGACACACCUAUACAUGGGUGGUGUCGCUGUACUCCGGAGAUGUUGCUGAACACAUAUUGGGGUGUUCUUUGGCAGUAACCCUUAAAGUUCUCAGUACAUAUAUUCUUAAAUUGCUAUAGCCCUAUAACUUUCCAAAAAAGCUAAGAACAUGCUAACAUUAGGCAUUUCUAAACUCAGGACAAAAUUUAGAAACUAUUUAGCAUGGGUGUUUUUUGGCAGUUGUAGAUGCGUAACAGAUUUGGGGGGUCAAAGUUUGAAAAAGUGUGUUUUUUUUUUUCAAUUUUUUCCAUCAUAUUUUAUAAUUUGAUUUAUAAUAAAUUAGAUGAUAUGAUGAAAAUAAUGGUAUCUUUAGAAAGACCAUUUAAUGGCGAGAAAAACAGUAUAGAAUAUGUGAGGGUACAGUAAAUGAGUAAGAGGAAAAUUACCGCUAAACACAAAUACCGCAGAAAUGUUAAAAGAGAUCUGGUCCCAAUGGUAAGAAAAUUGAAAAAUGGUCUGGCCACUAAGGGGUUAACCAACACACACUGACCGACACAAACUCUCAGAUACACAUACACUGACAUACACUCAUGGACAGACACACAAUGACACACACACACAUGCCUCUGGGGGCCCUAAGUUGGCCAGCUUGGCAGCUCUUUGGCCCCCUAGGACGAGAGGCAAGCAAGACAUUUGCCAGGGUGCUUGAGGUGGCCCCCUGAAAGUGCUGCCCUAUAUAUAUAUAUAUAUAUAUAUAUAUAUAUAUAUAUAUACAUAUAUAUAUGCGGCUUGUGCUUUAGGGUGCACACCCUAAUGCAAUAGGCUGCGCAUGCCUAUGCUGAGAGAUUACCUGUAAUCAGGAAGGGUAUGUUAUACUAAUACUUUUUUUGUAUUGCAAGCAUUUAUUUUAUUAAUUCCAUAUACUCUGCUUAUGAUAUAUUAAAAGAUUAUUAAGUUUAUAUAUCUGUAUUCAUUUAUAUUCAAUAAACUAUUUUAUUAAGACAAAAGUUAUUGCUUCCAACUCCUGUUUUUAUUGUAAUCUCAAUUGUUUAUAUAUUUUAAAUAGAGAAACUCUAUACCAACUAUAUAACAUUUUAGCUAAGAUAUCUGUAUAAUUAGCCCUGUUAAAUUCUGUUUCAAGACGUUAUAGUGGUAAGCAGAUGUUGGCACUGUGCCAAUAGUACCUUUAAUAUUAGACAUAGGAAUACCCUGUAUUCCUGUCCCCACUGUGUGAACUAUAGGACUAUUAACAAUUGGUGCUAUUAAUGCUUGUCAUAACAAGUCUCUCAUAAAAACAUUCUAGCAUUAACCUCUCUCUUUCUGUUCGUGCAGACUGUGCAGCUGCUGGUAGUUCAUGGCUGUGUACAGGAACAUAUAGGAAUCCCCUACCUACACCCAACUAUCCUGAGACUAAUGGACCAUGCCUUGCUGGUGUAUGAGGUAUAUUAGGGUGUUUACCAAUUAGUUGUAUAUAUGCCUCUCUUGUCAUAUUAAUUAAGAUCUGUGUACUUAAAUCUGGUAAAGUAUUAGGUAGUUCCAUAAAUGUUGGCUCAUCUAGAUACACAUUUUCAGCAUUAGCUUAUUGAAUGCUGAUUACAGCAUACCUGGCUCCUGAACCCCAAGGGCCUUGUACAAGUUCACAUAGUACCAUUUCUCCAUUAUGUAGAUCUCCCUGUGUCUGAGCUACAAAUUGUUCAUUAAAUUCUCGAUAUCUCAAGAAUAAUUGUCCCAUGACAGAGAUUUGUGUCUUCUCUUACGUAUAAGAGGUUACCUAGGUAUACAUUUUGUUUAGAAAACAAGUAAAGUUAGUGCUUCCAGCCCCACGUUGGGCGCCAAUUGUAACCGCUAGUACUCAUAUUUACCACUAUAACGUCUUAAAACAUAGAGAUUAGCAGGGCUAACCAUACAUAUAUCUUAGCUAAAAUAUUAUAUAGUUGGUAUAGAGUUUCUCUAUUUAAAAUAUAUAAAUAAUUGAGAUUACAAUAAAAACAGGAGGUGGAAGCAAUAACUUUUGUCUUAGUAAAAUAGUUUAUUGAAUAUAAAUGAAUACAGAUAUAUAAACUUAACAAUCCAUUAAUAUAUCAUAAGCAGAGUUUAUAGAAUUAAUUGAAUUAAUGCUUGCAAUACAUAUAAAGUAUUAGUAUAACAUACCCUUCCUGAUUACAGGUAAUCUCUCAGUAUAUGUCACCUUCAAAGUCGGUCAGUAAGUGUCUGUCCAGCAUUGGUCAUCGUAUAUGUAUAAAGUGUAAUAGUUCUAAUUACUACUGGUAAUGCAUAGGUUAAUUCAUUUAUAAGGUUAAUGCAGUUCAUAAAUGAAAAGGAAAAGUUUAUUAGAAGUCAGUAUGAAGUAGCAUAGCCUUGAAAAUGUUUAUGCAUUCUUGUUAUUGUAUUAAGCUAAGACAAAAUGGCGUGAGUUAGAACUACGCAGCAUGUUAUGCAAUGAAAGAAGGGGAGAGGUUAUUAAUUAAAGAAACAUGGUUCAGCUUAAGAAUUAAAAUUCAGCAAUGUAUAUUAUCGUAAAAUUGCCCAUCACAUAGUAUUCCUUUUUGAAUUUUGUAUUGUGGAUAUUCUGUGAGGCAGGGCUCGAGUCCUGCAGGAACGCAUGGGAACGGCGUUCCUGCACUUUUUCUAAAGCAGGAACGCCGUUCCCGUUACCUGUCCUGCAGGACCGGCCCUGCUACCUGCACUGAGGGGCCAGCACAUGCUGUGUUCCCUCUCCAGCUCUAACUCUCGCGAGACCCGCGGCUGUUACCAUGGCAACGCUCCGCACAGGCGAGUCUCGCGAGAGUUAGAGCUGGAGAGGGAACACAGCAUGUGAUGGCCCCUCUGUGCAGCGGCUGCCUCCCUCCACCGGACCACCAGGCGAUCUCCCCCCUCCCUGACAAGGUAAGAAGCAGGGAGGGGGGUAUCAUCCAGCACACACACACACAUCAUCCAGCACACACACACACAUCAUCCAGCACACACACACCAUCCAGCACACACACAUCAUCCAGCACACACACACACACACACACACACAUCAUCCAGCACACACACACACACACACAUCAUCCAGCACACACACACACAUCAUCCACUGCGCGCACACACACAUCAUCCACUGCGCGCACACACACACAUCAUCCAGCACACACACACAGACAUCAUCCAACACACACAGACAUCAUCCAACACACACAGACAUCAUCCAACACACACACACACACAUCAUCCAGCACACGCACUGCAUUCAUUAUACACACUCUGCACUCACUUUACACACUGCACUCACUAUACACACUCUGCACUCACUAUACACACUCUGCACUCAAUAUACACACUCUGCACUCAAUAUACACACUCUGCAUUCAAUAUACACACUCUGCACUCACUACACACACUCUGCACUCACUACACACACUCUGCAUUCAAUAUACACACUCUGCACUCACUACACACACUUUGCAUUCACUACAAACACACACACACACACAUCAUCCAGCACACACACACACAUCAUCGCACACACACACACACACAUCAUCCAGCACACACACACACAUCAUCCACUGCGCGCACACACACAUCAUCCACUGCGCACGCACACACACAUCAUCCAGCGCACACACACAGACAUCAUCCAGCGCACACACACAGAAAUUAUCCAACACACACACACACAUCAUCCAACACACACACACACAUCAUCCAGCGCACGCACACACAUCAUCCAGCGCACGCACUGCAUUCAUUAUACACACUCUGCACUUACUUUACACACUGCACUCACUAUACACACUCUGCACUCAAUAUACACACUCUGCACUCAAUAUACACACUCUGCAUUCAAUAUACACACUCUGCACUCACUACACACACUCUGCACUCACUACACACACUCUGCAUUCAAUAUACACACUCUGCACUCACUACACACACUUUGCAUUCACUACAAACACACUACAUACACUGCAUUCAUUAUACACACUCUGCACUCACUACAAAUACACUGCAUUCAUUAUACACACUGUGCACUCACUACAAACUACAUUCAUUAUACACACUCUGCACUCACUACAAACUACAUUCAUUAUACACUCUGCACUCACUACAAACACACUACAUUCAUUAUACACACUCUGCACUCACUACAAACACAUUACAUUCACUAUACACACUCUGCAGUCACUACACAAACACUGCAUUCAUUAUACACUCUCUGCACUCACUACAAACACAUUACAUUCACUAUACACACUCUGCAGUCACUACACACACACUGCAUUCAUUAUACACUCUGCACUCACUACAAACACACUACAUUCACUAUACACACUCUGCACUCACUACAAACACACUACAUUCACUAUACACACUCUGCACUCACUACAAUCACACUACAUUCACUAUACACACUGUGCACUCACUACAAUCACACUACAUUCACUAUACACACUGUACACUUACUACAAACACACUACAUUCAUUAUACACACUCUGCACUCACUAUUGACACUACAUUCACUAUACACACUGUGCACUCACUACAAACACUACAUUCAUUAUACACUCUGCACUCACUACAAACACACUAAAUUCAUUAUACACACCCUGCACUUACUACAAACACACUGCAGUCACUACAAACACACUACAUUCAUUAUACACACUCUGCACCCACUACAAAGACACUACAUUCAUUAUACACACUCUGCGCCCACUACAAACACACUACAUUCAUUAUACACACCCUGCACUGCACUAUAUGCAAAGGAGUGUAAUUUUUUUAAAGGGGGGGGGGGGCGGGAAUCUUGGGUGAGUUCCCACACUUUGUUCCCCAGGACUUGACCCCUGCUGUGAGGGGAUAUAUGCUGAGAUAUCCACUAGAGAAGGCUGUACUUUAUAUCAUAAGAUAGGUGCUUUUUAAACCACCUAACACUGAGGGUGAAGUUCUGGGCUGUUUGUAUAUACAUUCAACUCAAGAUAAAACAUUAUAAAGUUGUUAUGGUGCCCAGAGGAAUCAUGUCAUUGUGCAUUGUCUCACAGUGGCCAAAUUAAAAAAAUUAGAUCUAAUAAUAAAUACUCAUGUAAUGUUAUUCUGUAAUGUGCACAUCACAACACAUCAUUUACAUGAGGCCAGUGGUAUGUUUCUUUAGUGUUGACUUUAUAAUAGACCUUUACUCACAUGAGAUGAGUUACAUGUUUACUGCAAUGGUGACCUAACAUUGCACAUUUAUGGACAGGAGUUCGAUGGCAGGAUUCUGUCACAAUGACCUCAUUAUAUUUGUUUAGCAGACAUUCAAAGCAGUUUUUUUGUAAUAAUGGUGUGACGUUUAAUACUGUAUGCAAAUAAAAUUGUUUAUUCACACCCAUCAUACCAAGAUUUCCACCAAGUCUAAAUAAAUAAUAAUAAAAAGAAAAAAAUAUAUUGAAAGUAAAAAGUAAAAAUAAGAGCUUAAUACUCUAUACGCUUUUACAGUUACGUCAUGUGGAAGGAGCAGAACGAUGCUGUCCUCUACUGAUCAGACUCUUAUCUCCAGUAGGGAGAAGGGGAAUAGUAAAAAACUAUUAAACUCUGUAUUCAGCUCUCACUAUUCCCCUUUACCCUGCUAAUACUACUUGCUUGCUGAAAUAGCUGACUCGCAGGACUAACCAUGAGUCCUACUGUAACAGUUUGUGUAAAUGGUUCCAUCACAUAUUGAUCUUUUUUCUAAAUAUUGAUACAUAUCAACUAUAACUAUAGAGUCUCCCUGACACAGUGCAAAGCGGAAUAUUGGUAACACAAAGAACCCCCCACUUACAGUGAAACAACAUUAAAGGACCACUCUAGGCACCCAGACCACUUCAGCCUAAUGAAGUGGUCUGGGUACCAGGUCCCGCUAGGGUUAACCCAUUUUUUUAAUAAACAUAGCAGUUUCAGAGAAGCUGCUAUGUUUAUGAAUGGAUUAAGCCUUCCCCCAAAUCCUCUAGUGGCUGUCUCAUUGACAGCCACUAGAGGAGCUUGCGUGGGUGAUUUUCACAGUGAGAGUACGCCAGCGUACAUAGGAAAGCAUUAUGAAUGCUUUCCUAUGCGACCGGCUGAAUGCGCGCGCAGCUCUUGCCACGCGUGCGCAUUCAGCCGACGGGGAGGAACGGAGGAGGAGAGCUCUCCGCCCAGCGCUGGAAAAAGGUAAGUUUUACCCCUUUUCCCCUUUCCAGAGCCGGGCGGGAGGGGGACCCUGAGGGUGGGGGCACCCUCAGGGCACUAUAGUGCCAGGAAAACGAGUAUGUUUUCCUGGCACUAUAGUGGUCCUUUAAUAGUGAUAACAAGUGAAUUGAUUGUAUAUAUUAAAAACUUCACUGGAUUUAAACUUCACUGUUUAGCUUAGCGUUCUCCUUUUUCGCUAUAACAGGCCUAAUAGAAUCUAUUAUAACAAAGUCGGACCAGUAGAGGACAGCAUCGUUCUUUCUUUUUAUUAUUAAUUAUUAAGACUUGGUGGAAAUCAUGGUAUAAUGGGUGUUUGAAUAAACAAUUUUAUUUGCACACAGUAUUUUUUUUUUGUAAAUUCUUUAUUUUUGAAAGGUUUUUGUUGGUUCAUGGGGUGGGGGUACAGAAUUGAAAGUGGUGGGUUAAAGCUUGUGGUACAGUGUUUGCAGAAUGUACAUUGUUUCUGCAUUGCUUCAUAGAUGCAUACCUUAGACAUUUGUCAGCAGAUGCAAUUAAUAUCAAUUGUCUGGAAACACAUAUUACCGUCAAUUUAACAUUCAACUUGUGUAACCAUGGGUGUGGGAUGGGGUGCGGAAGUAAAUGGAGGGGUGUAGGUUACCCUUUUGUGUGACGUUCUGGUGGUGUGUUUGUGUAGAGAAGUUCUGCAGUUUGAAAGUCCCUGUGGUUAGGGGGUUGUGAGGCCUGAGGCUUCCCGGGAGUGGAGGUACCGUCACCUAUUGUGGUGGUCGUGCGUGUGUGAUCCAUGUGGUGAUUUGUUCCCGGUUACCUCUCUCAUCGGUCACUUUGCCCGUGUUGUGCUGUGUUGAACUUCUGUCUUAUCUCUGGGUCAGCGAGUCAGGGGAGGGAUUCGAAUCGAGGGAAGGGCGCAGGGGAGUCUGGUUGGGUAGCUGGGGAGGGGGGGGAUUGGGUGAGUGCGCAGGGUCGCUCUUGAGGGUCCAUCUGGUGUUACUGAUGUGGUGUUUUGGCGUUGGGCAGUUGUUCUCCGCCCGCGCGGACGGGACCCCUACAGGAUGGGUUAGGAGAAGAUAGGGAGGGGGGGGUAUGGGAGGGGCAGGAAGGUUGCAGGAACGUGCCAGUGCUCCUCCUAGCUGGUGCAUAGCCGCUUUGUUGGUGGUGACAUUCGUGUGGCUCGGGGUGUUGUCGAGUAUGGAUGCUCUUACUUCUUGGAUUCCAUUAGGUCGUCUGAUCCUCGUUCAGUUUCACAUGAUUCAUAUCCCAGGGGUCCCAUAUGCGAUGGAACGCUUUGUACGUGUCGUUUAUUUGUGCCGUGAGUUCAUCCAGGUCCCGGGAUUCUGUGAUUUUUCGUAUUAUGGUGGAGGUCGUAGGAAUUUUUGGAUCUGCCCACAGUUCCGCUACCGCUCUCCGCGCUGCGAGGUUGAUCCGGGCUGCCAGUUUAUUUUCGCUCCUGGUAAGGGAGUCUUGCGGUUUGUUGAGAAGCAUAGCCCACGGUUGUGCAGUGACCGGCUUGUCUAGGAUUGUUUCAAUGAGAUUGUUGACUUUGACCCAAAGCGGUUUGAGUUUGGGACAUGUCCACCAGCAGUGGAGGUAGGAUCCAGUGGCUCCGCACCUUUUCCAGCAUUCGUCAUCGGGUUUUUGGCCCAUUUUGUAGAGUCUGUGUGGUGUCAGGUACCAGCGUAGCAUCGUCUUAUAGGCCUGUUCCUUAUGUGUGACGCAGACCGUAAGGGAGUUUGUCGCCUCCCAAAUUUCGGCCCAGUCACUCGGGUUCUCUGGUGGUCCCAAGUCCCGUUCCCAUGCGGCGAUGUACUUGAGGUUGACUUGGGAAGCGUGAGUCGUCAGUGUAUUGUAGAUAAUGGAGAUUUGUCCCGGUUGCAGCGGCGCGUCGAAGCACUGUUUUUCAAACGCCGUCGGUGGUGAGGUGCCCGCUUGUUUGAUCAUGGGCUGUUGCGCCAGGUCCCGCAGCUGUAUGUACCGGAAGUGAUCUGCCGUGUUCAGCGUUUCCGCAUGGGGAAGUUCGUCAUACCUGAAUAUUUCCCCCUGACGGUACAGAUGGAGUAGCCUCGAGAUGUCUCGCUGGUCAAACGCUAGGAAGUGUUUCGCCGUCAUCCCGGGGGGAAAGAGUUUGUUGCGGUAUAUCGGUGUUACCGGGGAGAGGAAGGAGGAUAGGUCAUAUUUUGGGUUGAGCUUGUCCCAGAGAGUUAGAGUGUGGGUGAUUGCCGGUGAAGUUGGUGGGGGGAGUGGUCGAUGUAUGCGCGGUACCCACAUGUACGAGGAAGGUUGGUCCCAGCCCAGGAUGUCGUGUUCCAAGUCCACCCAGCGCUUGGUACCGGGGGGGGCAUGCCAUUGUUGGAUGUGGGCCAGUUGGGCAGCAUGGUAAUAUUGCUGAAAAUUGGGUAGCCCCAGUCCUCCUCUGAGUCUUGGGGUGUACAUAGUAGCUCUGCGUAUUCUGGGUCUUUUGGCUUUCCAGAUGAAUUUGUCUAUGGCUGCCUGGAGGCGAUUGAAGUCCGUUUUGAGUAUCGGGAUGGGCAGCGUUUGGAAAAGAUAGAGGAACCGCGGGAGGAGGUUCAUUUUGAUGGUGGUGACUCUUCCCAGCCACGAUAUUCCUAGCCUGUCCCACCGCUGCAAGUCCGAGUACGCCGUUGUGAGGAGUGGCGUGUAGUUGAGGCCAUAGAUGUCGUCCAGUGUCGGCGCUAGUUUGGUGCCUAGGUAUGUAAGGGCGGUCGUGGUGAUGCGGAAGGGAAAGGAGCCGCGAAGCAGACGGAGUUGCGAGGGUGAUAUUGUGAUAGGCAUUAGCGUUGAUUUAGUUAUGUUGAUUUUAUAGCCGGAUAUGGUGGCAUAGUCGUCUAUGAUAGAGAGUAUGGCGUGUAGGGAAGGGACAGGGUCCGUCAACGUUAGAAGUACAUCGUCUGCGUAGGCUGCUACGGUGUACGUGUCUUGCCUGAUCCGAACUCCCUGUAUGUUGGGAUGGGUGCGUAUAGCUUGAAGCAAUGGUUCCAGGGAGAUUGCAAAAAGAAGUGGGGAGAGGGGGCAUCCUUGCCUAGUUCCGUUAGCUAUGUUAAAGGUUUGGGCUCCGACGUGUGGGAGUAGGAGCUGCCCUGUUGGGCGAUUGUAUAUUGCCCGUAAGAUGUUCAGGAAUCCUGUCGGGAAGUUCAAGUGUGCCAGUACCCCGAACAUAUAUGGCCAGAGAAGACGAUCAAAUGCCUUCUCGGCAUCCAGCGAGAGCACUACCGAUGGGAUGUUACGGUGCCUGGUAUACCAGAUCGUAUCGUAGGCUCUCCUGGUAUUGUCGGCCGCCUGCCUUUUGGGAAUGAAGCCGACCUGGUCUGGGUGGAUCAAGGAUGGGAGGUGCUGGUUGAGGCGGUUGGCAAGGGUCUUCGUGAGUAUUUUCAGGUCGGUGUUUAAGAGCGAUAUUGGGCGAUAGUGUCCCGGGUCAAGCUGUUCCUUCCCUGGCUUGGGUAAGAGGCAUAUGUCUGCUCGCAGCAUGUCAGUGGGGAGUUUGUGUCCCUGCAACAGCGAGUUAAAGGCCUUACAUAAAUGUGGUAUUAGUAUGGUCUGGAACGUCUUAUAGUAGAUGGCUGUGAAGCCAUCCGGUCCUGGGCUUUUUCUGGGUUUCAGUGUCUUGAGGACCAGGGCGAUCUCCUCGGCCUCGAUGGGUGUGUCCAGCAUGGCUUGCGCUCUGCUGGAUAAGGUGGGUAGGUUGAGGGGUCGUAAGAAUGAGGAGGUGGCUUCCGCCUGGUUUAUUUCCCCCGUGGGCGUUGGAGUGGCGUGGUUGAAUUCCUGGGCUAUUGCUUCUGGGUUUGUCGUCGUUCACCAGACCUAGUUCGGAUUUUCGAUAUCGUCUUAUUUUCCUGACGUUUUUUGAGGCAGCGUGCCAAUAGUGAAUCCGCCUUGUUGCCCUCUUCAUAGAAUCGUUGCUUGGACCACAUGAGAUUCCUCGCCACGUCUGCUGCUGAGAGUUGUGUGAUGAGGUCCCGUGUCGUUUUGAGCUGCGUCAGGAGCGAGUCUGACGGAUUUUGUUUAUGUAGGGUUUCGAGUCUUGUUAAGUCAGCCAGGGCGUCUACCAUUUUCCGUAGGCGUUGCUUUUUGAGGGCCGUGGCUAUUGCUAUUAGGUGUCCUCUGAUCGUUGCUUUAUGGGCUGCCCAAACCGUUGUCGGCGCCAUGUCGUCGGUGGCGUUGAGUUCAAAGUAGGUUUUAAGGUUUUCCGACACUGUGUGGACCGUGGCCGCGUCUUUGAGUAUCCAUGGGUUGAGUUUCCAUCGCCACGGGCGCGCCCUUAGUGGGAUCUGUAUCGUCAGCGCGACUUCCGCGUGAUCGGACCACGCAAUGUUUCCAAUGUGUGUGUGAAUGGUCCAGGGCUGGACGGCUGGGGAUAUGAGGAAACUAUCGAUACGGGAGUAUGACUUGUGUGCGUGGGAGUAGAAGGUAAAGUCCGCGGCGGUCGGGUGUUGGAAUCUCCAGGCAUCCAGUAAAGGGGUUUCCAGUAGAAAAUCUGCAUAUAAUUUGUCGUUCCUGGUCGAGGAGGGUGCGCUACCGGACUGAGAUCUGCGGUCUAUGGCAGGCGUGUGGGUCGCGUUUAUGUCUCCUCCUAUGAUUAGGUGUUUGGCUGAGAGGCUAGUGAGGUGGGUCUUAAAUGUGUUCCAGAAUGUUGCAUCCGGGUUGGUAGGGGCAUACAGGGAGCAUAUUGUUAGUGUAGUCGUGCCCGCUCGUCCUGUGAGGAAGAGGAAUCUCCCUGAGGGGUCUUUGCGGGUUUGUAUAUCAUCCAGAGGGCACGAGUUUCGCAGCAAUAUUGCAACUCCUUUCGUUUUUGCUUUUGGCGAGUUGGCCAAAUAAUAUCUCUUAUAGUGCCUAUUAAGUAGCGGGAACUGUUUGUGAUCGGUGAAGUGGGUUUCCUGAAGUAGGACGACGUCCGCUCCCGUGCGGUGGGCCCAACGUAGUAUCCCAUGUCUUUUCCCUGGCGAGUUGAGUCCUUUGACGUUGAGGGAAAUGAAGCGGAUUUGGAGGUUCCGCGGUGCCAUGCUGGUGCGUGGGGGUGGUCACGAUCCGGCAGUGGUGCGAGGGGCGUCGGUUAGCUAGGCGUCCGUUCGGGGUGCGUUGGGCAGUCGAGUCUGGGUGGGGUCGGCAGGGGUGGUGGAGGGUGGUAGCAGGGGUGGGUUAGUAGGGUCCCGCCCGCGCGGGUCUUUCGGGUCGCCGCUGACGCCCUGCGGGGGCGGUGUGUGAGGGACUGGGCUUAUCAAACUGGCCAGUCGAGGUUAGGCGGGGGCCUCGGUUGUCCGUCCCAAGGUCCGCGCGGCAGUCCUCGGGAGUAUCGAGGCCGGUGGGAAGGGGUGUACACAAGUGGUGGCAGGUUCCGCCCACGGCCUGCCCAUGGUCCUGUUGCUGUGGCUGAGCCUGGGGUUGGAUGGGUGGUGUAUGAGGGCUUUUGGGUGUGUGUCCCGUCGUGUGGCGGGCGUGUGCAUUCUCUUCGUGAGGCGGGUGUAUCAAAAAUUCUGGGUGGUGUACCCGCCGGAUAUCGCUAUCCCUGUAUGUGUGUGUGUCAGGUGUCCCUUUGUGUGUGGGUCCUGCGUGCGCGUAUAUCCCUAUUUUGGGGUGCGUAUGCAUGCCAUAGGGACGAGUUCUGUCCUAUUAAAGCUCUGAUUUGCCAGUAGGGUGUGUCCGGAAGGGGCAGUGGAGGGGUGACCUCAUGUCGUGGGUGGUGGUGAGAUGGCCUGGAGUGUGGGUUGUCUAUCGCGGCCUUAUCGGCUCUCAAGAGGGCCUGGUUGUGCCUCCGCGGUCUGAGGUUCAGAGUGUGUGUCGUGGUCUGUGGGAGCGGGUAACAGCCGGUUCCUGUGUAAAACAUGCAUACAUUUACAAUGCAACAUUAUAACGUUAUAACAUUUGAACAAAUUGUUAAUGCCUUGAGCAGAGGUAUCAAAAAAAAAAAAGGAAGGGGGGGUCAGAGGGAGCAGUGGUCUGAGCUGGUGCUCUCUAUCACAUGUAGGAAUUGUCCCGUAGGUCCACGGUUUAUCCAAAGAGCGGUCGUGUACGUCUAUACCUAGUCUGCGGUUCGGCGUCCGGUCAACUGGUUAGGGGUCGGUCUGCCUUUGAUCAGGGUGUGUGUGAGGCCUGGGAGCAGGUGGGGCAGUGUUGUGUGUGGUUGCUGCCGGCUAGUCGUGCUUGAUGUGGGCAUGCGCUGUGCAUGUGAUGGUGGUGCUUGUCCCUUGUCCGUGAGUCAUGUGUGUGGAGCGUCCCUGGCUCCUUGCCCCGUCUGGCAUGUGUAGGGCUAGUGGGGCCAUGGUAUCGGUCAUGUGCCUGUUGUCGGGAGGUCGGGGAUGGGGGGGUCAGCGGUUGCUGCCGGUGUAUGGUCUCCGUCAGUCAGAGUGCGGGGUGCAGGUCAUGCCGGAGGGGCGGGUUUGUCGGUCCCCCGUCGCCCCGUCAUUCCCGUCACCCCCCCCUCCCCCCCGGAACCCCCCCCCCAUCCCAACUUCUGGGUCCCUGCCCGCCCCGUUGGAGGUUGUCUGUGGGCGAUAA
This is a messenger RNA of Pelobates cultripes (western spadefoot toad), 41035 nucleotides long. NCBI's taxonomy places the organism in Eukaryota, Metazoa, Chordata, Amphibia, Anura, Pelobatidae. The record is from the annotation of a GenBank genome assembly.